GCGCUUUGACCCCGCUCGUCCUUCUUCGCGGCCUUGGUCCGCUCUCCUAUUGUCUGGUCCCUCUCAGCACGGCGGCUGAGAGAACAGCUGUUCUCAUGGCUCCUUCGGGAGCUUUCAUCUCCGUUAUUUUUGUUUCUUUUCCUUACUAAGUUUAUUCACCUAUUCGCCUCUCCACACGAGGAAGACGAAUUCUGAAACAUCGCUUUGUUGGACCUUUCAUAUAUCGCGAGAUUCCGCAGCAGCCCCGGAAGACACGAAAGGACAAAGAACCACGCUCACGCUGUUCACACGCACGCUGGUCUGAAAUGGGCCAGACUCUGUAUUUCAUUCUUCUUCUCAUUGCUCUCUGCUCCGUAUCUGAAUGUGUUCAGCGUCAGUAUCACUUUAUAAAUGAGAACAAGACCUGGACUGAAGCUCAGAGAUACUGCAGAGAGAAAUACACAGAUCUGGCCACCGCUGACAACAUGAACGACACGAACGAGCUGAAGAAGAGUGUGAAUGACGGAAGUGUUAAGAAAAUCUGGAUUGGGCUGCAGAAGACGGGUCGUGAUGAAUGGCACUGGUCUUCAGGUGAACCUGCGCUCUAUCUGAACUGGGCUACUGGACAACCAAAUCUUGGUGCAGAAGAAUGUGUUAUGAUGACAGAUGGACAGUGGCAUGAUGAAAGAUGUAGCACGUCCCUAACUUUUAUUUGCAAUUCCUCCAAUAACACAAACACAGAACUUGUCUUUGUCGAUCUGAAGAAGAGUUGGAGAGACGCUCAGAGUUACUGCAGACAGAAUCACAUUGAUCUGGUCAGUGUGAGGAACCAGAACGAGAAUCAACAGGUUCAGCAGUUCAUUAGUGACAGACAGUUAUCAGGAUCACCAAUCUGGAUCGGUCUGUUCAGAGACUCAUGGCAGUGGUCAGAUCAGAGUAACUCUUCAUUCAGAGACUGGGACACUGGUGAACCUGAUAAUAAUGGAAGAAAUGAAAACUGUGCAGCUCUUAAUGCUCAGAGAAAAUGGUUUGACGUCUCUUGCACCAAUCGAUAUCCUUUUGUGUGUUAUGAAGAUCCUGAACUGAUUGUGAUCAGAGAGAAUGUGACGUGGUCUGAAGCUCUGAGAUACUGCAGACAGAAUCAUGUGGAUCUGGUCUCGGUUCAUUCAGAAGAGAUGCAGCGUCGUGUGAUGAACGUGGUUAAACAUGCGUCUACUGCGGAGGUGUGGUUGGGUUUACGUCACUCUCACAUUUUGGGCAUCUGGUACUGGGUGAGUGGAGAUACCAUGUGCUAUCAGAACUGGGCUCCAGGGAACGGCACAUCAGAGGAGGACUGUGAACACACAGUGAGAUCUGGAGCAGUUCAGUCUGGAGGAGAUCACCGCUGGAUCAGUCGUCUUGAGUCUCACAAACUCAACUUCAUCUGCAGCAGAUAUUCAGAGUGAGAGGAAACACAGAACUUUCACGUGAGAUAUAAAAUGCCUGUGCUGCUUUAACUUCAUUAAUCACUUUGUAAAGCAAUACUUGUACAUAUAAUAUUUUCUAACUCAGCAGGCAGGCACACCUGAAGGUUAAAGGCAGAAACUCUUUCAACAUUUCUUCAAAAAAAAAAAUAAUAAUAAUAAAAAAAUAUAUACACAUACUCAUAUACCCAUUAUUAGGUAUACCUGUUUUCUUUCUAUUUUAUUAUGAGAUAAUUCAGGAUUUAUAGUUUCUUAUUUGUUUUUCAAUGAUCUCUGUUGGUGUGGAUACUUCUUUUUCUCUGAUACUAGUUAUUAUGUGCUUUAGCUAAUUUGAAUAUUGUUUAUCCUUUAAGCAGGGAUGGUUGGGAGUAAAAUAUUUACAAUACGUUUGUGCUAAAUAUAAAAUUAAAACAUAAAUGUCAACAACAGCAGCUCAGAUAAACUCAUGUAAAACCAGCAAUAUAAUCUUAUUUAUCUAUUUUAAAUGAUCAUUUAAUUACAUCAUAGAACAAAAAUGGUUUAAAAGCUAUUUAUUCUUCAAUAAAAAAAAAAAAAAAUUGAGGCAUAGUGUAACUGUAAUGAUGACUGACUCGACAUGGGAUCCAUUUGCAAGCUUUUAUUAGAACACUCGUAGUCGU
Molecule: messenger RNA, 2080 nt
Organism: Carassius auratus (goldfish)
Lineage: Eukaryota; Metazoa; Chordata; Actinopteri; Cypriniformes; Cyprinidae
Product: C-type mannose receptor 2-like
Exons: 5
Coding region: 306-1424 (372 amino acids)
Source: RefSeq, a predicted model, not a curated record